Molecule: messenger RNA, 5330 nt
Organism: Megalopta genalis
Lineage: Eukaryota; Metazoa; Arthropoda; Insecta; Hymenoptera; Halictidae
Biological process (GO): regulation of transcription by RNA polymerase II
Molecular function (GO): RNA polymerase II cis-regulatory region sequence-specific DNA binding; DNA-binding transcription factor activity, RNA polymerase II-specific
Source: RefSeq, a predicted model, not a curated record
AGAGCGGCUCGUGUCAAGGGGAGCACGCGCUGUCAUCGGUGAGAACGUGUUCGUACUCGGCGGCGGGACCAUCGGCGCCAGCGACUCUACAUUGUUGGCGCGCAUUGUAUAUUCGUCGCUACCCCGUAGCUGUUCGUCGCGGGACUUUUCCAAAAUUUCUAUUUCCUCGAACUCGUUCUCACCCUUGAUUCAACCGCCGCUCUCUGAAACUUUUAAGAGAACGUUCAAUCGGCGAUCGCCGAGUCGACUGUUUUUCUUUUCUUUUUUUUUUCGGUCGUUUCUUCUCCGACCGUGACUAAGACUGUGACUGUGAUUCCGAUUCCGACUCUAACCGUGACUGCGACCGUACCGUGACUAUCACCGUGAUCGUGAUUGUGACUGUGAGACUCCACCUCCACGUCCACCUCCACCCCAAACAUCCCCACCGCCAGAUUCGUCGGCACGUCCAUUUCCUCCUCUUGCCGUUCGUUCUCCCUCUGCCGCGUCGCCACGUUCUCCACCUCUUCCUCUUUCUUUCCGCGCGUUUCGAGAUUCGCGUAUCGCGGCUAAGAGUGUCCGGUUGUCAUGCGUCGACGGUGAACGCGAUAAGGCGCGACCGUAUCAGAGUUGUCGUCGAUCCGUCCGCUGUCGGCGCGGUUCUUGAACACGUCCGACCGAUAUGUUUCGUUACCAGUGAUAUCACGGUCCAACGUCAGUCCGACGGAGUCCGGCGUUCGUCGUCCCCUUGGAUCUCGCGGGUCGCUCGGAAAUCGACAAUACAUGUAUAGAUUGCCACCGGGCCGUCGUAAGUCGAGGCAUAAAUGCGAGGACGUUCCGUCGCUUCCGCGUCCCGCGUCCGUCGAACGAACUCUUCGACGUCAACGUUCCCGCAAGACGUUCGCCCGUUUACGCAGCCCGAAAUCGGUCGAUUCUGUGAGUGUGUGCGCAGGCGCGGUUUUCGAAACGGUCGGCCGUAAAAACGUGGUGCCGCCCUCGAGGCCAGCGCGUCGACGAAACUGCGAUCGCGGAACGCGUUCGCCGACAGUGAAAUUCGAGUAGCUCGGAUCGCGAUCCGAGAGUUGCAACGCCGAGAGACGAACGAAAGCCGACUCGAGAGAACACGCGGCCGGAUAGCUGGUCCUGUUGAACGAUUUGGCGAAUCACUAUGCUAGCCGUUUUCGUGGCUCGGAACCGUUGGCGACCGUGCAUCCGAGUCUGAAGAUCGCCGCAGGAUCCGAACGAACCUUACCCCGAGGGACGACGCAAGGGGAGGAGAAGAGCCGUCGCGAGGACGAUGGACCUCGGGACGCGAGCCGAUGAUUCGGCGAUCUCGACGCGCGCGUCGACGACGUCCGUUACCCGUUUCCGGCUCAAAUAGGAAAUUCGCGGAUCGUUCGAACUCGAAGGGGGAGAACACAGAAGCAAAGUGGUGCGAUGGCAGUAGUGGUGACGUCCGAGUAUUGACAAGGUGCGCGCGUGCGACGAUCGUUCUGGGUCGGGUUUGCGCGGGACCAACCGGAGGCACAUCGGGGAAAAAUGAGCCGUCGUUUCGUUCGUCGGCCAGCUCGUUCGAUUCGUUCUUUCGUCGAAGGAGACGACAACGGUACCGGGACAACGACGGUGUGACACCGUGUACUCUACGAAUCAUCGGAUAGCAUCGAUAUCAUCCGGCGUUCUGGCCCGGGGACGAUAGUGCGCGCCGAGCGAUGACCCCGCGAGGAUUUCCGACUCCGACGAAACGUUGAAUCGAUGGAGGAAGGGUAGUAAAAAACGCGACUACGCGGUAGGACGUCGGAGGAAGACGCGCGACACAGAGCUUAGGGCACGCAGGAGGACGCGAGAGACGCGCGGGUAAGGCGAAAAAGCAGGGCGCGCAAGGGCGACGCAUCGGUAUCCUCGAUAUCGCGGAGUUCGACCGACGAAUCUAACAAGAGAGGUGCCGGGUCUCAGAUUGGAUGGUUCCGCGGGGGCUGACCCUUGGGAGGUCGAUUUGGGAGCAGUUCGAAUCGGAGCCGGUGCCGGAGCCGGAGCCGGUGCCGGAGCAGCAACGUUUCUACGACUCUCCGCCACCACGGAUGGACGUGAGCGUGUGCUGCUUGCCCGCCAGUGCCGGCUCGGGGGCCCAGCACCCUCAUCCUCAUCCAGCGAGCUUGCCUUCCGGCGGACAACCGACGACGGUUCAGCCACCCUAUCAGUAUGCCGAUCAGAUAGUGCCGGAUCGGGGUCAGCCCGACGGAUUGCCGGUACUCGGCUGCACCGGUCAGGAUAACUGGCAGCAAAUCUCGUCCGCUUCCAGCGUCGCCGGCGCCGUCACCGCUGCUACAACAACCACCUACAUCGAUUACUCGUGGCUGCAGAUGCAGCAGACGUCGGACCUGGACACGUUACUGUGCAGACAGGAUCUCGACCGACUGCAGAAACUCGACGAAGAUGACCCGGAGAAGGACACCAGGGAGUCCUCGAUGCAGAUGGAGGACUUCUUCGAGGUCGGCGGGCCGGUCUGCCGGCCGCAGGCCAGCUUCGUGUCGUCGAGGAGCCAUCCGACGGGCAACGACGACGACGUGUUCCUCAGGCCGCCGCUCUGGGAGGACAUCACCUCGAGCAUACAGAAGCUGGACCCGGAGAACGCGGACAUGCUCGGCUCGCAGUCCCACGUCAAGAUGGAAACGGACGACGUGACGUCGCCGGUGCUGUCGCCCGUCGAUAUCAAGAGCGAGCCGCUGCCGCCCCCGCCGACUUUGCACCUUCUGGAGGGCCCGGUCUCGAAUUCGGUGCAAACGUUCGCCACGACCGCCGUCGUCGCGGCCAACGGACAUCGGAACCCCACGAACGGGCAGCGGGUCGUUCACCAUAGAACACCGACGCCGGCCUUCAAGACAUUCCCCUCGAACAACAACAACAACAACAACAGCAUCCACAUCAACAAUAACAACAACAACAGCAGCGGCGGCAUCGAUAACAACGGCAGCGGCAAUGUCGGCAUCGGCAACAACGGUAGCGGUACAAAUAGCAACAACAAUAACAACUGCGGUAACAACAACAACAACAACAGCAGCAGCAACAACAACAAUAACGAUUCGACGCCGAAUCAUCAGGUCGGUGGGAACGCGUCGUCCCCGAUCUACGGCUCGAUGACCAGGCUGAUGUACAUUUCCCCGUUGACGCCGCCAAUCUCCGAUCCCGGCUCGCCGAUCGGGGUGGCGCCGAGGCGGACCCCGCCGCCGCCCUACCCUCAACCCUCCAUCAUGAAUCCUGCUCACAGAAUUCAGCAUCCGGGCAUCACCACGAAGUUCAAUAGGCGAAACAAUCCGGAGCUCGAGAAGCGACGCGUCCACCACUGUGAUUUCAUAGGUUGUACGAAGGUAUACACGAAGAGUUCGCAUCUGAAGGCGCAUCAGCGGAUACACACAGGCGAGAAACCGUACCAGUGCCAGUGGCCGGAAUGCGAAUGGCGGUUCGCCAGAAGCGACGAAUUGACUCGUCACUAUCGAAAGCACACCGGCGCGAAGCCUUUCAAGUGCGCGGUGUGCGAACGAUCGUUCGCUAGGAGCGACCACCUCGCCCUCCAUAUGAAGCGACAUCUUCCGAAGCAGCACGCCAAGUGACCGGCCAGCCGCUCGUCGGACACUCCGGCGACGAGCCCUCGCGCCAAGGAUUUUCCAUACCGUUUCGGCUCGGAGGAGACCGAGGACCGAGGAGACCGUGGACACAACCGCCUCUUCGCCUAGCCAACCGCUAGGCACGGCGCGCGUUCGUCACUCGGAUAGGUUUCGAUCCGGCGAUUCGACUCGGCCUCUUGCGAGAAUCGAUACCGCGCGGAAUUCGCUCGUUGUUACACGAACGACGCGAAGAAUAGUCUCGACUCGUUGUUCGCAACUAUUAGUAUUCGUUCGACGCGCCAUCCAUCGAUCUUACGGUAUAAACUGUUCGCGAUGUUACAGCGGGUUGCGGGAAAUCGGUUUGUCCGUGCGACGAUGCGAACAACGAUCCUAGUGGCUGGACCACUAAACGCGAACGUCGCGACCGUAUCGGCUCCGCGUUCUCGUCUGUCGGAUUUACUCGUCGCACGGCGACACGUUUCGGGAUCUCGUGCGAGCUCGGCUGUUUCGAACGGUGCAAAAUCUGGAGGAGAUCUUCGAGCCAACGAGCUGAACGCGGAGUGCACACUUUGUGCCUGUACGAUGUUCACCGUCGAGUAUGGACCAGGCGAGUAUGUACAACGGUGUACGCGAUCUUAGAGAAACUACGAGAUACGAAUGAACGGGUUCGGGACGGCUCGGACGGAGCCCCCGAAGAUAAGAAAAGUCGUAAAGGAAAUUUUCAGAAUCGGCAUCCGAUCGAUGUCGCAACGCUUGUUUCGAUGUCUUCAGCUCCCAAGCGCGGCCCGGCACUCUUUUGCAACAUGCUUGACGUUUUCGCGACUGCUUUCGUAUCGUCUCCAGUCGCCGAUCGUAAACGUCGCUCGUCGGAAUCGCGCGGCUCGCGGCUCGACGUCGGCAUCUCUCUCCCUGUCGAACGAAACGAAUGAGUCGAGUAAAAGCGAGUCGAGGUCGAAAAGGUAUUUUUGAGAGCGGCGCGCGAGUAAAAGCGUCAACACUUUUUAUGCGGUCUGCGUCCGACGAUCGAAAGUUUUCGGCAUUCGUUUCCGACUACUGCGCGCGACUCUUCUGGAUGCGGCUGUUGCUUAACGAUCGGGUCGCGUUCUUUCGCACAGCUGCGCUCGGUCACCUUUUCGCAGGCUACCUGAUCUUUUCUCUCUCUCUCUCUCUCUCUCUCUUCCGCUCUCUGUCUUUCUCUCUUUCUCUCUGUUUUCUCUAUAUUUUAGUCUCUCUUUUUUUUAUAAAAUUUUGGCUGACUUCGUAUCCACGAAGAUCGCUUUCCGCCGUGAACGGUUUAUCGCUCGUGGUCCACCGUGUAUUCGUCUCUCUCCUAUGCCCGAUUUAUAGGAAAAAAAAAGGAAAAGAAUCAAACAAAGAAAAUAUCGUGAUGCCUUAUGUACAAAUUCGUAUAGCUGCGUAAAUUUAUGUAUAUACCUUCAUACGUAUAAGCGUAUGCAUGUUUUGUACGUAAGUACGCGUAAUAUCAUCGGUAAACGAGAAAUUUAUGCACUUGCGUGCAUAAUGUAUGUGUGUGCGUGUGUCUCUACGUGUAAAAAAAAAAUCGAUACAUAUCCAGUGACUAUGUAGCUAGUGUAAUAUUACUUGUACAAUAUGCGAUUUUAGUAUUUGAGCUCGCGUUCGUAAUGUUCGUCGACUCGAAAUUUGAUCUAUUAUCCUAGAUGAAUCUUCUAAAAUGUAGUGCGUCCAAUACGAAUACGUAGCGAUAUAAGAGAUAAAAAAAAAACGGCGAAA